AUGUCCCGGAUAGGUCCGAACCUUGACGACGGCCAAUACGGCUUCCGGGAGGGACGUUCCACCGUGGACGCGAUUCGGCGUCUGCGGUCCCUCUCGGAGGCCAUAGUGCAGGAGGGCGGGGUGGCGGUGGCGGUGUCCUUGGACAUCGCCAACGCAUUUAACACCCUGCCCUGGGGUAGGGUGGUGGAGGCCAUGGAAGGCCACUUCCAAUUCCCACCCUACCUCGUGGCUGUCGUCAGGGAUUACUUCCGGGGUCGGCGUCUAGCCUGGAGAGACGCCGACGGCAAGGUAUGCGAGAGGGGCAUGAGUUGCGGGGUUCCACAGGGACUGGGCCUGGUGGUGGCGGAGAGGAAGACGGAGGCGAUCUUCCUCCAUGGCAGGAGGAUGAAGCCACCCCAGGCCCAGAUAAGAGUAGGAAGGGUCAGGGUCCCAAUAGAGGCCCAGAUGAGAUAUCUGGGCCUCACCCUGGACGGCACCUGGUGCUUCAGGCAACACUUCAAUCGCCUGGUCCCCCGGUUAAGGGCUGUCUCGAGCAGAGUCAGCAGGCUCAUGCCGAGAACCGGGGGACCCGAUGGGAAGGCGCGUCGCCUCCACGCUGGGGUACUCAACUCGGUGGCCCUUUACGGGGCACCGAUAUGGGCGGAAGCCCUGGCCGUCAGUCGCCCGAUACAGGCAACCUUGCGCAGGGUGCAAAGGGCGCUGGCGGUCAGGGUGGCCCGAUGCUACCGAACAGUAUCCCACGUGGCGGCGACGGUCCUGGCGAGCAUGCCCCCCCUGGAGCUCAUGGCCCUUUCGUACAUGGGAAUGUACGAUAGGAAGCGUGAGCUCCUACGUAUGGGGGGGGCGGAAGAACCGCUCGCCAGGACAAUCAGAAGGAUGAAGCACCAGACUCGACAGGUCCUCCUUCAGAGAUGGCAGCGACUCCUGGCUAAUGCCAGGACUGCCCCGCCUGGAGUGCCGAGCGCGGAGUCAUGGUCAGGGCCUUGGGCCAGGACCUCUCACUCCCGGGGAUAG
This is a messenger RNA of Harpegnathos saltator (Jerdon's jumping ant), 1014 nucleotides long. RefSeq lists its product as uncharacterized. The record is from RefSeq and is a predicted model, not a curated record. Bases 1 to 1014 code for a protein of 337 amino acids. The transcript has 3 exons. NCBI's taxonomy places the organism in Eukaryota, Metazoa, Arthropoda, Insecta, Hymenoptera, Formicidae.